GUGGUAUGUGUCGCCGACCGCCGGGCGCCGUCAUCUUGAUUCUUGAACUACCUAUGUUCUUGAAUAGUCGAUUAAUCAUCGCCAGCAGAUUCACUGCUAUGCUAUUAGAUUGAAGGACUAGCGCCUUUAUUGAAUGCCGACAUUCAAUUUCAAUAAUUUUAGGCCGAAGUGCGAAGUCCGAACUCCGAACUCCGAACGUUGAUUUAACGAACGUCACUCAAGUACUCUGUUCUGAGUUCUCAACGUCGUAUUAUUUAGCUGAUUGUAACAUAGCCCUUUGAACACAGCGUAUUUACCGUGUUUUGGUUGUUGAACAUAAAGUAAACCGCGAAUUUAAUUAAUUAACACAAUUGUAUAUUUUUGAAUUUACCAAGUUAAAAUCAAUAAAAAUAAUGGUUUUAUAUAUCAAGCACAUGUUGGUUGCAUAUGUUAUUCUUAACAUAGUGUCGAAUGCUUUAUGUAUUAAAUGUUGGAGCUGCAGAUCUAGCAACGAUCCUAAAUGUGCAGAUCCAUUCGAUAACAGUACAGUACCAAUAACGGAUUGCAAUCAAGAAAAAGGUUUAAGACAUUUGCCGGGAGUAAGACCUUCUAUGUGUCGGAAGAUAAGACAGAAAGUGAAUGGUGAAUGGCGUUACAUAAGGGACUGUGCAUAUCUCGGUGAUGUGGGAAUUCAAGGAGACGAACGGUUCUGCCUGAUGCGUACGGGCACCUAUAAUAUAUUUGUAGAAUACUGCACAUGUAACAGUAAGGAUGGAUGUAAUUCAGCUAGCUUAGCUUAUCCUAAUGCUGUGGUAGUUGUAUUGGCUACUGCAGCUUAUUUAUUCUCUAAAAUGUUGUAGUUUAUGUCAUACUUACAAUUUUCCUCAGUAGGUACAUAAUGAGAAAUGUUAACAACUAUGCUUAUAUAUACCUUAUGAUUUUUUGAUAAUUUACAUUAAAUCUGAAUAGUGCCAGCUGGAUAAUACAAUCCAAUGAAGCACAAAUUAAAUUAUAAAAGUGGAGGAAAAGAUAAAUUCACAUUUUUAUACAAAAUAUCUUGGUUUAUAAAUUAUAAUACUCACUGUUCUUAAAAUUGUAAGUCCGUUCUAUAUUAUUAUAAUAUAUCUAGAAUUCUAUUGAGUGCCAAGCAAGUAUUGGUGAUACAGUUUAUUUUUGUCUGAAUCUCAUAUUAUAUUCUAUAGAUCUAAAAUUUUGUAGUUGUUGUGUUAAGUUUAUUUUCAUUUAAUUGUGUACUUACCAGAUUGCACAUUUCAAAGAAACUUACUGUGUGCUAUGAUUGACCCAGUGCAUAAUAUAGCUAGCAAUUACAUCAAGUAAAAACCAUGAAUACAACUUCUUAUGAAGGUAUGUAAUUAUGUAUACUAUUCCAGUUCUAUAUAUAACAAUUUGCACAAAUUUCAUAUGAUAUACUAGUUAUUAGUUAUGUUGCAUACAUUGUUUUAAAACUAGUAGUAAUAGUGUUUUACUCUGUCAUAUUAAAAUUUUUACUUUUUUAAGUUAUCAAAGGGCUGAAAGAGAUAUGGAAAAACAUGUAAGGAAAAUGUAACCUUAUUGCCUUAUGCAUUAAAUAAUAAUUUUCAAUGUUUUAUUAAAAUACUGUGUAUGAGAAAGGUUCAUGUUUUGUCGAAUUGGACUUAAAUGUUGUUGUUUGUCUUCAAAUUUGCCAUAUCACAAGUAGAUUACAUUUUUAGUAAUUAUUUGCUGUUUACUAGUUCGUAAGCUUAAAAUACAAACUGGUUUUGUAAUAUGUUUUAUAAAAAUUUUACACUUAAUAUGACUGAAUGUUCCGUCCAUUAUUCUAAGUAUUUUUAUACUUUUAUACAAUUGAAUCAAUAAAUAGAUGUAUACAUA
Messenger RNA from Colias croceus (clouded yellow), 1851 nucleotides. RefSeq lists its product as uncharacterized. The coding region runs from base 393 to 839 and encodes 148 amino acids. The record is from RefSeq and is a predicted model, not a curated record. Gene Ontology annotation, biological process: regulation of synaptic transmission, cholinergic; positive regulation of voltage-gated potassium channel activity; sleep. NCBI's taxonomy places the organism in Eukaryota, Metazoa, Arthropoda, Insecta, Lepidoptera, Pieridae. The transcript has 3 exons.